AUGGCAAACAACACGAUUUCAAGGCUCGAUGCCAGCCUCCUAACCACGGCAUAUACAACCUCCCCACGACCAUAUCCCUCGCCAACUUCUCUUGAAGUUCGAUUACUAGAAUACCACACCGAUCAUAUGAUCAUUGCAUCCUGGAAUGUCCACGCUGGAUGGUCCAAGCCAACCCUCCAGCCCUAUGGGCCGAUAGCAAUGUCCCCGGCCGCAUCAGCUCUGCAUUACUCGACCGAGUGUUUCGAAGGACUAAAACUGUUCCGCGGACCGGACGGACAAGCACGACUAUUUCGCUCCAUCGAGAAUUGUGAGCGUAUGCGUCGAUCCGCAGCACGAGUGGCACUGCCCGAUUUCGAUGCUGCAGAGCUCGAGAAGCUGAUUGUUGCUUUAUGCGCAUGCGAAGCACCCAAAUGGCUGCCACGGGAGGGUGGUGAAGGGGCUUUGUAUAUCCGUCCGACAUUGAUUGGGACUGAUCCAGCUCUCGCAACACUGAGACCGCGAUCUGCGAUGCUCAUGAUCUUCCUGACGGUGUUUCCCAAAGCGAUCAGCUCUAUUACAGGUCCAGAAAAGCUACAAAAGACAGCACAGCAGCCGGCGGCGGCGGCGGUGCGUAGAUCGAUGAAGUUGCUCGCUUCGGACAAAGAACAAGUUCGUGCUUGGCCGGGAGGGUUUGGCAAUGCGAAAGUUGGUGCAAAUUAUGGAACUACGUUGGUAUCGCAAGAUCAGGCAAAGGCUCAAGGCUUUGAUCAAGUUCUGUGGCUGUUUGGAUCAGAACGAUAUGUCACUGAAGCGGGAGCAAGCAAUUUUUUCUUGGUGUUGCGAGUUGACGAGAAGAAAUGGCAACUCAUCACUGCGCCAUUGGAUGAAGGUCUGAUUCUGCCUGGGAUCACGCGCGACUGUAUCUUGCAGUUGGCACGAGGACGAUUACAGCAAUCUGUGCAGGAUAUUGUUGUUGAAGUGGUAGAAAGGCAGUUCACGAUAGCGGAAGUUUUCGAGGCUCACAAGCAGGGGGACAUAAUCGAGGCCUUUGUGAGCGGGACUGCACUCUUCAUCACUCCUGUUGGCGCCAUUCGCUCCGACGGGCAGGAUUUGGAAAUCAAUUGUGAGCCCGUACAUGGAGUGCUAUGCUCUCAGAUCAUCAAAGGCUUGCUGAUCGACAUCAUGUCAGGUAAGCAAGAUGGGCAUGGAUGGACGUUCGUAGUAGACGAAACUUGA
Molecule: messenger RNA, 1215 nt
Organism: Sphaerulina musiva SO2202
Lineage: Eukaryota; Fungi; Ascomycota; Dothideomycetes; Mycosphaerellales; Mycosphaerellaceae
Product: branched-chain amino acid aminotransferase II
Exons: 1
Coding region: 1-1215 (404 amino acids)
Biological process (GO): L-valine biosynthetic process; L-leucine biosynthetic process
Cellular component (GO): mitochondrion
Molecular function (GO): branched-chain-amino-acid:2-oxoglutarate transaminase activity
Source: RefSeq, a predicted model, not a curated record